Saitoella complicata NRRL Y-17804 is the source of this 2133-nucleotide messenger RNA. Its product is annotated as cora-domain-containing protein. The transcript has 2 exons. The coding region runs from base 1 to 2133 and encodes 710 amino acids. Gene Ontology annotation, cellular component: plasma membrane. The record is from RefSeq and is a predicted model, not a curated record. NCBI's taxonomy places the organism in Eukaryota, Fungi, Ascomycota, Saitoellomycetes, Saitoellales, Saitoellaceae. Gene Ontology annotation, molecular function: magnesium ion transmembrane transporter activity. Gene Ontology annotation, biological process: magnesium ion transmembrane transport; intracellular magnesium ion homeostasis.
AUGUCCGACACCGAUUCCCCCGUCGACAUGAGCCCUGGCUCCCCUGUCGGUCGUCAGUCCGAGGAACUUCUCGAUCACCGUAACCAACCCCACAACCUCCCUCGUGGCCGCUCCAACAGCCUCGUUCCGCCUUCUCCGGCUGUUCAUCCCAUUUCGUCUCCUCGCGUUCUUGCGCAACGUGUUGGGACUGACAAUGUUGACGUCGACGUCGACGAAGCCAGGUUAGAUGCGGAAAGUGCCAUGGCCUAUGCGAGGCGAAGCAACAAAAGCGAUGAUACCGCCGUCGAGCGCAUCAUCGUCGAGGAAGCACUUUCUCCUCCCCCUUCUUCCCGCGACGGACCCCAGUCUGCGGCCCGUCCGCGACGUGAGACGAACGACCGCUUCAUGGAGGUUCGUCCGAGUCCGAUGAGGGAGAUUUCGGACCCCAACAAUGGAGGUACGGCUACCAGGUCCAGGAUCAUUGAUUUUCAGGACGUUAGGCCGCAGAGGAGAAGGUCUUCUUCGUCUUCUGGGUCGACGACUUCCCGUCGUAGCUGGAACAACAGGAAUGACCUCGUCCGUACUCCCUCUGGUAACCGCCGCACCCGCGCCGGUACCAUUGAUCCCUUCCCCUUGGUGAAGGAUGAUGAUGCGGUCAGCCGUGUUGACUCUAACCACACUGCUCAACCCGCCGAAGAGGAUGUUUGUUUCCCGAUGUCUGACGAGCCUUCCGCGCCGGGUAUCAUCGACUUCGACGAGAUCGAGGAGUUCGUGGAGGAGGAAAGGGCGCGUCGCGGGAGUUUCAUGAGUGAGGAGGGCGGGAGUGCUGGUUCCAGCCAGGGCCAUAGCCGGAAGUACUCGAGCUCGUCUGCUUUUAGGGCGAGGAUGUAUCCGUAUGGUGCUGGUGGAUACGCAGGAUACGGAGGAGAUGGAAGGGAUGGGAGUGCGAUUGCGGAUGAGGAUGACAUUGACUUGGAGAAGCAGACGAUUGCGAUUGAUCAUGCUAUGACUAAGGCUUCUGCUGCGCUUCCGGAGUUAAGGAAGACGAACACGGUUGAGACUACGAUGGGAGGUAUCUCCGGUCUUGAUGAGGGUGAGAGGGAGAAAGAGAAGCCGGAGCGUUUCUCGUUCUUUAAUUCGGAGAUGGAUGAGACGAUUCAUGCCGUUACCAUGGGAGAUUUGACGCAGGAGGGUCAGUCCUUCCGCGAUUUGUUCUCGGCGCAGAAUGGGACGUGGUGGUUGGAUUGUCUUAAUCCUUCGGACGCGGAGAUGAGGAUGUUGGCGAAGGCUUUCGGUAUCCAUCCCUUGACGGCUGAAGAUAUUCGUACCCAGGAGACUCGUGAGAAGGUUGAGUUGUUCAAGUCCUAUUACUUUGUCUGUUUCCGUUCUUUCGAGGCGGAUCCGAGCAAUGAGGAGUAUCUCGAGCCCGUCAACCACUAUCUGGUUGUGUUCAGGGAUGGAAUACUCUCUUUCCACUUCUCGCCUUCUCCGCACCCGGCGAACGUGCGCAGGCGUAUCCGUCAGUUGAGGGAUUACAUCAGUGUUUCGAGCGAUUGGAUUGGGUAUGCGCUCAUUGACGACAUCACCGAUUCUUUUGCUCCGCUUGUGGCAAGGAUUGAGAGGGAGACGGAGUUGAUCGAGGACGCUGUCUUGACUGCUCGUGCGGAGGACCACAAUGAGAUGCUGAGGCGCAUGGGCGAGUGUCGCAGGGUUGUCAUGGGUUUGAUAAGGUUGCUUGGUGGAAAGGCGGAUGUGAUCAAGAUGUUUGCGAAGAGGUGUAACGAACACUGGGAUGUCGCCCCGAAAUCCGAGAUCGGGCUCUAUUUGGGCGAUAUUCAGGACCAUUUGAUCACGAUGUUUUCUUCCCUCUCGCAGUUCGAGAAGAUCCUCUCUCGCUCGCACUCUAACUACCUCGCUCAACUCUCCGUCGACUCGAUCAUGUCGAACAACCGCGUCAAUGUGGUGCUUAGCCGCAUUACUGUCAUUGGUACGAUUUUGGUGCCGAUGAACAUCAUUACGGGUUUGUUUGGUAUGAACGUGCAUGUUCCUGGGAUGGAGCAGCCUACAUUUGCGUGGUUUGGAGGAAUUUGUGCGUUCAUGGUGUUGAUUAUUUCGGCUGGGAUGUACUUUGCGAGGAGGGCCAGGGUCAUCUGA